AUGUAUUCAACGCAGUGCUCACCGGCCAUGUCCCCAGAAGACAUGCAAAUCCUUCAUAACCUUGCCAGUCGUUAUGGCUCAAGCCAUCUGGCAAGCACACUACAGAGCAUGAGCGGCGCCCACACCUCACUCCGGCCUCCCCCCCAACAUCAUCACCACAACAACACCGCUAGAAACUCGGUCAUGUCUACAUCGACUUUUGGCACCAACAACAGCGCUCCAUCGCUUACCUCCUCUGGACCCUGGACUAGCUCCGACGCCUCACUGUGCGACGACGCUGCCUCGGUCUCGGGGAGCUUCUUCACCCAUUCUGAACCUGCCCUGCUUCUCUCGCCAUCAGACACGCCCUCGCUCGCAGGGUCAGAGUGGCAGGACGCUUGCAUGACGCCAUCCGCAGAAAAGAAAGCAGCUAUGAUGAAGAGCCCUUCUCGCAAGCCCAUCGAGUGCCCUAUCUGCGCCGUCUAUGACGUCUAUGUGGGCUUCGGGCGAAAAAGCGACUUUAAGAAGCACCUCCAAAACUUUCACAACACCGACUGCGUCUGGGUCUGCCCCAAGAAGUCCUGCCGCAUGAUAUUUGAUUUCGAAAAGGCCUAUGUCACGCAUUUCAAAAUCGAGCACGAUGAUGCGUAUCCGCCCGCCGACCAGGUGAAGCAGGAGCUCUGCCCGCAGGUAGUUUUUGCGUGCGGCUUCAUUGGUUGCAAAGAAGUCUUUGAGGCGCCCACCGACACCGAGGCUUCGUCUACCGUGGAAAAGUACUUUGACCACCUCGCGGGCCAUUUUGACAAGCGCAGUGUGACGUCGGAGUGGACAUACUACCAGCAGAUUCAGAACCUUCUCCGCCAGCGAAGUCUCAAGGACGAAUGGAAGCACACUCUUUGGGACAAGACAGCCCGCAACCAACUCCGCUGGCAGCCUCGGUCGUCUGGCGAUUUCAAGAAAUUGCUCGAGUGCAGACACCUCCUCGAUGUGCCCAAGAUUCUUCACGCAGCCUGGACCCUUGGGCAGACGUCUUUCUCGUCCCCGGAGCAUCCCGCACCGGAGUUCCCGGGAGAGGCGACUCGGCCCCUCCGAGGCUCCUGCGUCUUCUCCACAAAAGGCCACAGCGAGCUGCACACCGCACACUACAUUCCCGCCGGCCCCCAAACCAUGUUUUCCUUGAAGAAGAAUUUGUUCCCCGUCAACGUGGCCACUGUCUCGCACCCGCCACAGAGGGUCAUCCCCGAUGAGCCGGACAGUCUGGAAUACCCUCAUCCCGGCACAGCCCUCGUCCUCCCUGAGCGCGACGACUGGUCUACGAAUCUUGUUCUCGGCCCGCCCGAAGACGAGGAGCUGUUUGACCCUAUGCUUUACCCCGGCAGCGGCGUCACGAAUGCCAUUGCACCGUGGAGCCAAAGCAUGGGCGAUCUGUCGGCGCCGACCGACACUGACAGCUCUGGUCCGUUGUUGAGGGUCCCCAAGCAAAAGAGGUCCUGGGGCAAGAGGAGUUUCGAGAACCUGAGACGGAAGCGCCGCGGUGUCGACGAAAAGACGGCCGCGAACGCCUGGAUCUGA
Molecule: messenger RNA, 1551 nt
Organism: Colletotrichum truncatum
Lineage: Eukaryota; Fungi; Ascomycota; Sordariomycetes; Glomerellales; Glomerellaceae
Source: RefSeq, a predicted model, not a curated record